Messenger RNA from Schizophyllum commune H4-8, 1707 nucleotides. Its product is annotated as glycoside hydrolase family 7 protein. Gene Ontology annotation, biological process: carbohydrate metabolic process. The coding region runs from base 28 to 1395 and encodes 455 amino acids. The record is from RefSeq and is a predicted model, not a curated record. Gene Ontology annotation, molecular function: hydrolase activity, hydrolyzing O-glycosyl compounds. NCBI's taxonomy places the organism in Eukaryota, Fungi, Basidiomycota, Agaricomycetes, Agaricales, Schizophyllaceae. The transcript is spliced from 7 exons.
AUCGGCUCAGCAACAGCGGUUUCGAGCAUGUUCUCACUCACAGCCCUGACCGCGCUUUCUCUCUUCGCCGGCGCGCACGCCCAGCAAGUGGGCACGCUGCAGUCGGAGACGCACCCGUCUCUGACGUACCAGACGUGCACCAGCAGCGGCUGCACCUCGCACAACGGCAAGGUCGUCCUCGACUCUAACUGGCGCUGGACACACAUCACGAACGGCUCCGACAAUUGCUACGAUGGGAACGAGUGGGACACCUCUGUCUGCUCCGACCCUACGGAGUGUGCGUCCAACUGCGCUAUAGACGGCGCUGACUACCCGGGCACCUACGGCAUUCAGUCUUCGGGCGAUGCGCUCACGCUCAAGUUCGUCACGAACGGCCAGUACUCGACCAACAUCGGUUCGCGCGUCUACCUGAUGGACACGGACUCGUCCUACGCCAUCUGGAAGCUCAAGAACCAGGAGUUCACCUUCGACGUCGACGUAUCAAACCUUCCUUGUGGGCUGAACGGCGCCGUCUACUUCGCUGAGAUGGAAGCCGAUGGCGGCAUGUCUAAGUUCUCUGGCAACAAGGCUGGCGCGAAGUACGGGACUGGGUAUUGCGACGCCCAGUGUCCGCACGACAUCAAGUUCAUCAACGGAGAGGCCAACAUUGUCGAUUGGCAGCCCUCGCCCAACGACACUAACGCGGGAUCCGGCAAAUACGGCACCUGCUGCAAUGAGAUGGAUAUCUGGGAGGCGAACUCGCAGGCAACUGCCGUCACGCCGCACACGUGCACGAGCGUUGGCCAGACUCGCUGCGAGGGCACCGACUGCGGUGACGGCGACCAGCGCUACGAUGGUGUCUGCGACAAGGACGGAUGCGACUUCAACUCCUGGCGCAUGGGUGACCAGACCUUCUUCGGCGAGGGCAAGACCGUCGACACCACCCAGGUCAUGACCGUCGUCACCCAGUUCAUCACCUCCGACGGCACCGCCAGCGGCGACCUCACCGAGAUCCGGCGCAUCUACGUCCAGAACGGGCAGGUCAUCCAGAACUCCAAGACCGCCAUCGAGGGCAUGGACGAGUUCGACUCGAUCACGGACGAGUUCUGCGCGCAGCAGAAGGCCGCGUUCAACGACAAUACGUCCUUCGCGGACCGCGGGGGCAUGUCGCGCAUGGGCGAGACGUUCGACAACGGGAUGGUGCUCGUGCUCUCGCUGUGGGACGACCAUGCGGCGAACAUGCUCUGGCUCGACUCGGAGUACCCGCUCGACCGCGAUGCGUCCGAGCCGGGCACGUCGCGUGGCCCAUGCAGCAGGGAUAGCGGCAAGCCCACCGACGUUGAGUCGCAGUCUCCGGACGCGUCCGUCGUCUACUCCAACCUCCGCUUCGGCGACCUCGACAGCACGUACUCGUAAAGUGCGAGCGUACACUGGCAAAAAGGUCUUUCAUUCUGGGAAAUAGGAUUUCUAUCGCAUGUAGUCUCUCUCUGUAUCCGGUGUAUGGUAUCUAAAAUGUGACUUGUGUACUUACGCGACAUACCUGCCCGAGCGCACGCAUCGGUGCUCCUCGACAAGCAAGGAUUCGAACUUCCAUCCUUCCUCAACACGCUUUUGAUCGCCGGCCCGCACGCAUACCGCCGCACCUGGUCCGUGCGUCCUCCCUUUCCUAUAUAUCCCUUCCUCCGACAUCUUCCCUCCCCAUCUUUGUGCUCGGGCAUGUACGCUCAC